Messenger RNA from Gastrolobium bilobum, 3851 nucleotides. RefSeq names its product CRM-domain containing factor CFM2, chloroplastic. Gene Ontology annotation, molecular function: mRNA binding. NCBI's taxonomy places the organism in Eukaryota, Viridiplantae, Streptophyta, Magnoliopsida, Fabales, Fabaceae. Bases 8 to 3319 code for a protein of 1103 amino acids. The transcript is spliced from 16 exons. Gene Ontology annotation, biological process: RNA splicing, via transesterification reactions. The record is from RefSeq and is a predicted model, not a curated record.
GUGAGAUAUGUUGGUUCCUGCAACUCACUCCCACUUCCACACCUUCCCUUCUUCUUCUUCUUCUUCAUUAUUCUUAUUCCCUCUUCAUUUCCCAAAAACUAAAACCCUCAUCCCAACCAACACCACCAGAUUCCACAUUCGGAGCUCCUUCAAAGCCCAAGCCCAGGCCCAAACACUCUCCAACUCCGCCAUUCAACGAAUCGCCGAUAAGCUCCGAACCCUAGGCUUCACCGACCAACCACCCACUCCCCCUCCCUCUCCCGCCGUCUCCACCGCCGCCGGCGAAAUCUUUGUCCCCUUGCCUCACCACCUCCCCAGACAACGCGUGGGCCACACCAUCGACACAAGUUGGAGCACGCCCGAUAACCCGGUUCCGGUUCCGGGCACCGGAACGGGGCUAUGGAGGCAGAACGAGGUGGCGAAGGAGGUGAAGGAGAAGGAGAAAGAGGUGAACAAGAGGAGGGAGGAACUAGUGCCGACAUUGGCGGAGCUGAGCCUUUCGGAUUCGGAGAUAAUGAGGUUGACGACGCUAGGGUUUCGAAUGAAGCAGAAGCUCAAGGUUGGGAAGGCUGGGAUCACCGAAGGGAUCGUCAACGGGAUUCACGAGCGGUGGAGGCGUUCGGAGGUUGUGAGGAUCGUUUGUGAUGAUCUUUGUAAAAUCAACAUGAAAAGGACUCAUGAGCUGUUGGAGAGAAAAACUGGGGGUCUUGUUGUUUGGAGAUCUGGAAGUAAGAUAAUAUUGUACAGGGGGACUGAUUAUAAGUAUCCUUACUUCCUAUCAGAUAAUGCUUUGAAAGAUGACAAUAUUGGUGAUGAUUUUCAACAUUUGGAUGGUGAUGACGAAAAUUGUGAUGAAAGAGAGAGCAGCACUUCUGAAACGAAUUCAGCGACAUCUUCUGUGCAAAGUUCAAACUUCAAAACAGAAAAACCAGCAUUGAUAGUAGGUGUUGGUACUCCCAAUAAAGUACGAUUUCAACUUCCGGGUGAGGCAGAGCUUGCGGAAGAUGCAAACUGCUUGUUAGUGGGGCUCGGGCCACGAUUUACUGAUUGGUGGGGAUGUGACCCUCUGCCUGUUGAUGCUGAUCUUCUACCUGCUGUUAUUCCUGGAUAUAGGAAACCUUUUCGCCUUCUUCCAUAUGGUGUGAAGCCUAAACUAACAGAUGAUGAAAUGACCACGUUGAGGAGACUUGCCAAACCCAUACCAUGCCAUUUUGCAUUAGGUAGAAACAAGAAACUUCACGGAUUGGCUUCUGCAAUUAUUAAGCUCUGGGAAAGAUGUGAGAUUGCAAAGAUUGCUGUAAAGAGAGGUGUGCAGAAUACUAACAGUGAAAUGAUGGCCGGAGAGUUAAAGCAUCUGACUGGAGGAACUCUCCUUGCUCGGGAUAGAGAGUUUAUCGUUUUGUAUAGAGGAAAGGACUUCUUGCCACCUGCAGUGUCUAAAGCAAUCGAACAGCGGAGGAAUAUUGCAAUACACAAACUAAAGGGCGAAAACAGUUUGUCAGUUAUAGUCACUCCAGACCUGAAACAAGGAACCGUGGAGUGUAAUUCUGAAGGAAAUGACACAGCCUUCCAGAAAGAUACAGCAAUCUUUAAACAAAGAAUGUUGGCUAAGGCUGAGGCAACCAUUAAAAGGACUAGCAUCAAGUUGUCAAUGGCAUUAGAAAAGAAAGCAAAGGCUGAAAAACUUAUAGCAGAGAUAGAAAGUGCAGAGAGCCUCCAAGAGCAAGAAAUAGAUAAAGAGGGUAUUACUAAGGAAGAGAAAUACAUGUUGCGAAAGAUUGGCUUGAAGAUGAAGCCCUUCCUGUUGCUAGGUAGACGAGGGGUUUUUGAUGGAACUGUGGAAAAUAUGCAUCUUCAUUGGAAGUAUCGGGAACUUGUGAAGGUAAUAUGUAAACAAGAAAGCCUGGAAGAUGUCCAUCAGAUAGCUCAGACCUUAGAGGCGGAAAGUGGUGGAAUUUUAGUAGCAGUAGAGAGAGUGAACAAAGGCUAUGCAAUCAUUGUGUAUCGGGGAAAGAAUUAUAGUAGGCCUGCUUGUUUGAGGCCUAAGACCCUUUUAAGUAAAAGGGAAUCAAUGAAGCGUUCUCUAGAGGCACAACGUUGUGAGUCAUUGAAGCUUCAUGUUUUGAAGCUAGAUAAGAACAUUAACGAAUUGAAACUUCAAAUGGUUGAAAAACAGGAGGCUACCAGUAAGCAGAUAGCUGAAGCGUUGAGAUUUGACUUGGCUACAGAUGAACAUGGAGCUUGUUCAAAUUCCGUAAACUUGAAUUCUCCUAAAGAAAUUUCUGAUAACAAUCAACCAGCAGUACAGGAACAGCAGGGUGAGCUGAUUGAUGAAGGUGGAGCUCGUGCAGUUGAACUGGAAUCUUGGGCCAGUCUGAUUCAUAAGGAAACACAGUUAGAUGGAGUGAGUGAUUCUGUGGUUGAUGAUAGUGGAGCUCGUCCGGAAGAACAAGAAUCUGGGGUUGGUCUGAUUCAUAAGGAAACACAGUUUGGUGGAGUGAUUGAUUCUGUGGUUGAUGAUGGUGGAGCUCGUCCAGGUGAACAAGACUCUUGGGCUGGUCUGAUUCGUAAGGAAACUCAGUUGGAUGGGGUGAGUGAUUCUGUGGUUGAUGAUGAUGAUGGAGCUUGUCAAGGUGAACCAGAAUCCUGGGCUGGUCUGAUUCAUAAGGAAACACAGUUGGAUGGAGUGAGUGAUUCUGUGGUUGAUAAUGGUGGAGCUCAUCCAGGUGAACCAGAAUCUUUGGCUGGUCUGAUUCAUAAGGAAACACAGUUGGAUGGAGUGAGUGAUUCUGUGGUUGAUACUCGGCAUUCCGUCCCUAAUAACAAGGCAAUGGAAUCAUCCGUCACAUCAUCAAGAAGUGAUCCUGAACCAUCAGCUUCGGUGAUAAAUGGGAGUUCAAAUGAGUUGCCUUCUAGAUCUGUAUAUCUAUCCAACAAAGAGAGACUUCUUCUACGAAAGCAGGCCUUAAGGUUGAGAAAGCAACCUCUCCUUGCCGUAGGAAAGAGCAAUAUGGUGACUGGUCUUGCGAAUGCAAUCAAGGCUCACUUCCGGAAGUACCCUCUUGCCAUAGUUCAUGUCAAAGGAAGGGCAAAAGGGACCUCAGUUCAGGAGGUGGUGUCCAAGCUAGAGCAAGCAACAGGUGCCGUUCUAGUCUCUCAGGAACCUAGCAAAGUCAUACUUUACAGGGGUUGGGGGAAAGGAGAGAAAAAACCUGGCAGUGCAAUAAAUGUUAAUAAGGUGGGUAAAGAGGAAGGGGCAAAGCCCAGUGUGUCUCCUGAACUUUUGGAAGCAAUCAGAGUUGAAUGUGGGUUGCAGUAACCAACAGAAAUUGCAACUUUUUAUGGAUCAAGUUUCUACUAACAUAUUGCCGUAAUUUUUUCAUUGGCUCUGCCUGUGGUGUUGUUGUUUGCACUAGGAUUUAUAGGAGAGUUAUGAAGUCAUAGUCAUGAAAAUUGGAGAUAGGUGAUGGAUAUUGAAAUUUUCUAAGGUGUCUCAGACGUUUGAUAUUGUAGAUGGAAUGAGAACACCAAAGAGGAACUGGAAAAGAAAUAAGAAAGAGGUUUUCUAGUGUUGGCGAAGUUGUUGCAUGCAGCAUGGUGACUCCACUCUGCGUAAUAAGUGAACUAUAACAGUAAAUCGCUCCAUUAUAGCAUCUGAACUUCUGCUGCAUGUUUGUACAAAACAUAGCCUGGUCUUGCUUUGGCCAUAAUCAGGGUCCUCUUUUUGCUAUCCCAAAACGAGAAGCUCAAGAGGUGUUGAUCAUUUUUAUUGUUCUAUCAAGAUAAACUGUUCUAAUGAUUAAUGCCAUUUAUCCCUGCAAUCAAUGAUGAUCCCUGCAAUCAAUUGAUAA